AUGUCUCAUGUAUUAUAUACUUUCGUCGCUGUAAUAUUUUGUGAAUAUGUCAUCAGUGAACCAACAACAAGAGUAGAGACACAAUGUGGACUCGUGGAAGGAAAAUAUAAUGGUGAAGGAUAUGCCUUUCGUGGCAUUCCAUACUCACUGCCGCCCACUGGAAGUAGACGAUGGAAGCCGCCUGUUCCACUCAACAAGGCGUCUGGAAACUGUUGGGAUGGAACAUUCCAAGCUUUUAACUAUGGAAAUACAUGUAUGCAGAGAAAUCCGGAAAACCGGUCAACUAUUUUAGGAAGUGAGGAUUGUCUUUACCUCAAUGUAUGGACACCAACUAUUAAUAGUAGUGCUAACCUACACGUAAUGGUCUGGAUCCACGGAGGAAGUUUACAAGAUUCUAACGCAAAUUGGCCAACUUAUUGCCCCUCAGAGGAGCUAGCACGUGACACUAAUAUAGUUUAUGUGGGUAUGAACUACCGCCUCAACGCGUUUGGUUUUAUGGCCCUGACAAUGCUAUCAGAACAGUCUCUGACCAAGACUUCGGGUAACUACGGAUUCAUGGACCAAAUCCUGGCCCUCAGAUGGGUUCGGGAUAAUGUCAGGAACUUUGGGGGAAACCCAGAUUCAGUCACGCUUUUCGGACAAAGCUCUGGAGGAACAAGUAUUGUAGCAUUGUUGGCUUCGGAACCAGCCAGAGGUUUGUUCCACAAAGCGUGGAUGCUUAGCGCCUCAGCAGUCUUCAACAAAACAUCACAUGACGCUUCCAAAGAUAAUCUUGUCUUCGUGAAAAACACCGGUUGUAUAAAUGUCACGUGCCUAUAUGCCCUUCCUGCCUUAGAAGUCAUCAAAGCUGUUCCAUGGGAAGAGUAUCCGUCUUGGGGAAUGACUGACCAAGGUGACCUUCCAACAAAGAACCACUUUGAUGGUGCAAUAUCUGUUGUAGACGGAGAUGCUGUCACUUAUCCUCCUUACCAGGCCUGGAAAAAAGGUAUCGCUAUAGAUGUACCAUUGAUGAUUGGUACUACUGCGAAUGAGAUUGAUUGUUCUCCAACUCUUUUGACUGUAAACACGUGGAACUGGACCGAGUACCAACGCCAAGUAAAAAGCCAUUUGGGGACGUUUGGGUCUGACUUAGCUGACGAUGCAUUGAAAUUAUACCCAAUUAAUGUAACGUCAGCGGAAUAUGAGUAUACACUGAUGGGUGCAGACAUUCGAGUGGGUUGUCCGAAUGACAAAAUGUCUAAAGCUAUCAGUAUUGGUAUGAAAUCACCGGUAUAUAGAUACGUCGUGACGUCACAGCCUUCAAAACCUGUUCACGUAUUCGGAAAGCCUUUUCCGUCAUCGUAUUCCUUCCAUAUGUGGGACAUGUUUGCAUAUUUUGAUACAAUCAAAGACUAUAUCAAGCCACCAGCUCCCUCUGAUCGACGAUUUCAAGAGAUGGUCAGACGGGAAGUUCUUUCUUUUGUUCGCACCGGUGCACCCUCUACCGCAGACUGGCGGCCAUAUUCACAAGGUGUGACCGCACUUUUGUCUGAGGAUGUUUCCGCUGCUAACCAAUACAAGAGUAAAACAUGUUCGUUUUGGUCCGUAAACGGUUUGCUAGAUUACGGAUGGAUAAACUGAUUGCCUACGAAGAUCAUUUGUCGUUUUGUUUAACGUUUGUUUCUCCGUAUAUCAAAUCAAUAAAAUGCAUUCUACUGUU
Molecule: messenger RNA, 1699 nt
Organism: Pecten maximus
Lineage: Eukaryota; Metazoa; Mollusca; Bivalvia; Pectinida; Pectinidae
Product: para-nitrobenzyl esterase-like
Exons: 4
Coding region: 1-1620 (539 amino acids)
Source: RefSeq, a predicted model, not a curated record